Messenger RNA from Vigna umbellata (rice bean), 931 nucleotides. Lineage: Eukaryota; Viridiplantae; Streptophyta; Magnoliopsida; Fabales; Fabaceae. The record is from RefSeq and is a predicted model, not a curated record.
UCAUAGAUAUUUAACGGACGGCUGAGAUCUGUCGCAUUGGCUUAAGGAGGUGGUGUCUAUAAAAGUUAUACGAGGAACCCAAACCCUAGCACUUUGCUACUGCGACUGCGCGCUUCGCACGAUGGGUGCCUACAAAUAUGUCUCCGAGCUUUGGCGCAAGAAGCAGUCUGAUGUUAUGAGAUUCUUGCAGCGGGUGAGGUGUUGGGAAUACCGCCAACAACCAUCAAUUGUUCGUCUGACAAGGCCUAUUCGCCCAGACAAGGCUCGCCGCUUGGGUUAUAAGGCCAAGCAGGGUUAUGUGGUUUACCGUGUGCGUGUUAGGAGGGGUGGCAGGAAGAGACCAGUUCCCAAAGGUAUUGUUUACGGUAAGCCAACCAACCAAGGUGUUACUCAAUUGAAGUUUCAACGCAGCAAGAGGUCCGUUGCUGAAGAGCGAGCUGGAAGGAAGUUGGGUGGCCUCAGGGUCCUCAAUUCUUACUGGGUGAAUGAGGACUCAACCUACAAAUAUUUUGAGAUCAUUCUGGUGGAUGUUGCCCACAGUGCUGUAAGAAAUGAUCCAAGAAUUAACUGGCUCUGCAAUCCAGUCCAUAAGCACAGGGAACUUCGUGGCCUCACUUCUGCUGGGAAAAGUAACAGGGGUUUACGUGGCAGAGGACAUCUAUACCACAAGAACCGUCCAUCACGCAGGGCAACCUGGAAGCGAAACAACACCCUUUCUCUUCGUCGUUACCGCUGAUUUUAUUACUGUAUUGUUAUCUUGCUUCAUUUUCUGAAAAUUUGGAGUGCAUUAUAAGACUAUAGGAAAUUAUCAGUUUUGAACGCCUCAUCCUUUUUUCAACCCCGAAUCCCGUUUUAGUAGCUAAACUGGAGAGAUUAAUGAUGUCAGAUUUUUGCUAUUUGUUGGUAUUGUUUGUUAUUGAUUUUGUGGUAC